Messenger RNA from Brassica napus (rape), 1359 nucleotides. RefSeq lists its product as uncharacterized. Lineage: Eukaryota; Viridiplantae; Streptophyta; Magnoliopsida; Brassicales; Brassicaceae. The coding region runs from base 1 to 1359 and encodes 452 amino acids. The transcript is spliced from 3 exons. The record is from RefSeq and is a predicted model, not a curated record.
AUGGAUGUUUCCGAAGAUCUAGCAAGGGAUUACCCUCCAAGACUUUAUCCUGAAAGGGCUUCUAUUUUUGAAAACAAAAGCAUUAAUACGAAUAGCCAUUUUUCUGAGAUCCCUCGACUUAGACAAGCAAUUGGAAUAGAUGUGUGGGAUAAUCUGAAGACGUAUCCUGUUGGAUUGAUUGCUAAACUGGCUGAGAGCAAAUUGGUGUGGUCUGGUAAGACCGUACAUUAUCUACUUUGUAGACAGCUGCGAGUCUAUAAGAAGGAGAUUUGGUCUCUCGUUGUUGAUCAACCUCUCAGGUUUAGCUUAAUAGAAUUUGGUGAGAUCACGGGUUUAAACACAAAUCCACUGCCAGAAGAAAGUUUUGAACCUGAUCAAGAGAAUUACAAAACGUUGUGGGAGUUGUUGAAAGUGCCGCUUGGGUACGGACCCAAGUUUGAUGAACUUAUAGAAGCUUUAACGGAGUGUCCAUUCUGGAGUGCUGAUCAGCGGAAAUGGUAUGGGCUGUUGUUUCUUCAAGCCAUUGGACUUUAUGGCUUGCAUCAUAAUUGUAGAAUACCCUUUGAAAGUGCAAAAAGAGUAUUCGAUGAUGACGCCCUGAUGACUUAUCCUUGGGGUCGGACUGCCUAUGAAUUUCUUGUUGAUUCUAUCAAGUUGUUGCAUCCACAAGGAGGGUCGUACACCCUUAGCGGCUUCAAGGACGUGUUAUUGGUUUGGGCGUAUGAAUCUGUCACAGUGUUCGGAGAGCUUUAUGGUAGAAAAGUGAAUCCAGACGAAAUUCCGCUUUUGCGAUGGGGUGGAAGUCGUACUCGUGCAAGUCUUGCUACUACAAUAGCUAAGGAGAUGAAUGAUCAUGGAACGGUGCGUGUGAGGAAAAUGGUGAUGAAGGAGGGUCUAGAAGAGCUGUUUCCUCAGUGGAAGGAUGAAGCAGAUGACCCACAACUUGAUAACCUAAUUAAAGAUAUACAUACAGAUAGGUUUGUUAGAGAUUUUUAUGUGCAAUCGAAUGAGAAGAACAAUAAAACGAAGGCUGGAGUUUCGUCAAAGGCUGAGCCACCCUCAAAGAAGCAGAAGAAAGGCCUUUUGGAUACCAUUGGAGAUACAGUGAAAACUACAGUUGAAGAGCGUCUGAGAGUUUUGGGGGUGUCCAAUAGUAGUCAACCUGAAGGUCAAAACGUGAUGGUCUCAGAAGACAACCAACAGCCGAAGUCCAAUAGUGGUCAACCUGAUGGUCAAAACGUGAUGGUCUCAGAAGACAACCGACAGCCGGACUCCAAUAGUGGUCAACCUGCAUCUAAGACCCCUAUUGAUAAACAGUCCGAAGACAGCCAACCGCAAAAGACCCCUGAUAAAGGCUAA